Molecule: messenger RNA, 2021 nt
Organism: Galendromus occidentalis (western predatory mite)
Lineage: Eukaryota; Metazoa; Arthropoda; Arachnida; Mesostigmata; Phytoseiidae
Product: WD repeat, SAM and U-box domain-containing protein 1
Exons: 15
Coding region: 1-1923 (640 amino acids)
Biological process (GO): protein ubiquitination
Molecular function (GO): protein binding; ubiquitin-protein transferase activity
Source: RefSeq, a predicted model, not a curated record
AUGGGCUGCGGGCCAUCUUGUGCAAAAACUUCUGUGGUAAUCGUUACACCAUCUGAAAAAGACACGACUUCGGCGGCUGGAGCGGACAACGAGGGAGACCCGUUCGGAUCACUCAAGGACACCUCGCCCGUGCACAAAGGACUUCGGAGCUCCUUGAAGAGUGGGAGGCGGAUCAGUUCCGGAUUGUUGACUCCUGAGAAGAGGAAGCUCGUGACCGAAUUCAAGGAAAUGCAUCUCCAUUGGAAGAAUACUCAACUCAUAGCUGCGAAAGAGCGAUUGACGACAUCAGAAUCGGAAUUUACAGAGAGUCAUGCAGCCGAUGUCACUGGCUGUGAUUUCGGCAACGACUGUUUGGCCACUUGUUCAGGCGACAAAACAGUACGGGUCUUCGAGCGGUACUCCGAUGGACAGUUCAUUGAGAAGGAGUGUUCCCCCCUAGUUGGCCAUACUUACGCGCUGACCGCCGUGCGCUUCACAGCGUCCGGACACCUCCUCUGCUCGGCCUCGAUCGAUGGCACCUGUAUGAUGUGGAACGUGGAGACGGGUUCCCAACUAGCGACCUUGCGACAUCCUUCAUCCAACUCUAUACGGUGCUGCGCAUUCGCACCUUCCGAAACGUUGCUGGCCACAGGCGGCGACGACGAAACUCUCGUCAUAUGGGACGUUGCGACCCGGUCUGUGAGUCGCACCCUCGCGGGUCACGAAGCCACGGUCACCUGCUGUGCUUUCACCCCGGACUCGAGUCUGAUCAUGUCGGGAACCUCGGAAGGAUUACUGAAACUCUACGACGUUCGAGGAGGAAAAUGUCUCUCGACGAAAUUAGAUGCUCACGAUUUGGGUGUGCUCGCAUGCGACUUCUCUCCCCAAUACGAGUCUAAUGCUUCUGCUGGAGGGCCUUUCAGUAUGUUCAUGAUGGCGUCCGGAGGAAAUGAUGACCAACUGCGGGUGUGGCGCAUCGAAGCUGGACUCCAUUGUCAGAUUACGCUAAUUUAUAAUCUUCAAGGGCACUCAAGCAAUGUGAUGGGCGUUCGAUUCUCCCCGGACGGAGCGAUGCUUGCCUCGAGUGCUGGCGACAAAGUGGCCAUCGUGUGGGAUGCGAUCCGGAUGUACGAGACGACCGCUCAACGGUGUCUCGCCCCUACGUACACGGAGUACUUUGGCAGUGGCGAGACUUUGACUCUGAAGAGGCGAAAGCAUUUGGAAUCUCAAUACGAGCCUAUUCUGCUAGAUCAGUGUAAUGGUGAACUUCUCCAGCGCUUAGAGGGUCACCAGAGCUAUGUACCUUGUUGCGCGUUCGGCUUUGACGGCAAGGCGCUCGCUACGGGGUCAAACGACCGCACCAUAAUUGUCUGGGCUCUGGAAGACGACGGCAACGGGGAGCCUUUCUCUGUGGGUCCGGUGAGCAUCGCAAUCGAAGGCAGCCGAAAAACAGCAGCAACGAAUCUCCCCGUGGCUCACCGCAUUGCUGUGGUGUCGCAAUGGGACGUCAAAGACGUCGGCCUCUGGCUCACAAAGCUAGGUUUACCGAAUCUGCAGAAUGAGUUCCGCAAACACGCCAUAGACGGCCAGGAGUUACUCCAUUUGACUCACGAGACGCUGACCAACGUCCUGGGCGUGGAAACCCUCGGGCAUCGGCAAAAAAUACUGCGGGAAGUUUCCCGGCUGAAGAACCCCCUGUGGAAGACGUUCGCGCCGGAGGACGAGGAUAACGCGCUGAUCAAGGAGUGUACUUGUCCGAUAACGCAUGAAGUGAUGCAGGAUCCAGUAGUCGCUGCAGAUGGAUACUCCUACGAGAGAUCGGCCAUAGCGCAAUGGUUCGAAAGCGGUAAAGAAUCAAGUCCGAUGACUAACGAGCCUCUCGAGCACACCAUGCUUAUACCCAACAAAACUCUGUAUCUUUUGCUCAAGAAACUUUCCAACUGAACAACUCCCCCCUGCGAAAACAAAAAAGAAAAAGUGAUAGCAUUCUUCCCGCAAAUGAAGGAAGUUCGCUCGUCUGUCAGUCGCGUGAAUAGCGAGAG